Molecule: messenger RNA, 1055 nt
Organism: Desarmillaria tabescens
Lineage: Eukaryota; Fungi; Basidiomycota; Agaricomycetes; Agaricales; Physalacriaceae
Exons: 11
Source: RefSeq, a predicted model, not a curated record
UCCUUUUCACAUCGACGAUGGGUUGUCUGAGAUUAUUCUGCGUCUUGUUUUGGAUAACAAAGGAUAUCGCACAGAUGGAACCUGGUCCCUUUGGAAGGCGUCGGUAUUUAAACAAGAAACCAAAAGUCCCAUUUCAACCAAUUGGCCAUCAUGAAUCCGGCUGCCGCAACAUUGGGACCUUUGCUACUGGGCCUGAUGUUCAAUCUACUCUUGCUGGGCAUGAUAUUCGUGCAAUACUACAUGUAUUUCAUCAAGUACCAACGGUAUGUCUACGUCCUUUUGCUCGUCAAUGUGGCUGGAACGGUUAUGUACAUGAUUGAUAUGUACAUUGCGCUGAUACUAAACUUUGGAAACGCGAAAUCUUACACCCACUCAACAUGGCACUCGGCAUUAACGGCUAUCAUGGCUGGCGCAGUACAACUCUUCUUCGCAUGGCGCGUUAAGGUUCUCACGUCUACCUGGGUUUCUGCCCCUCUUCGAAUCUUCUUCGGCCUAAUUAUAACGCUUUUACUAGCCGGUGGUAUAGCCACAGCCGCUGAAGCCAACGCUCAAGAGGCAGUAACAGAUUUUCAAAAAUUCAAGGUCACAGUGAUCAUCUGGCUCGUAUCCAGUUGCGUUUGUGACUUCUUGAUCACCGGGGCUUUAGUAUGGUAUCUGUACCGCGGUCACAAAACCGGAUUCGAGCAGUCCGAUGAGCUGAUGGAUAGGAUUAUCCGGCUUACUGUUCAAACGGGAUUGAUCACGUCCCUUUGCGCGAUGAUGGAUCUCAUAAAGUUUCUUGCCAUCGCCUCUCCAAGCGUCCACAUAAUAUUCACUGGCAUGCUCGGAAAGCUCUAUACCAACGCGCUUAUGAGCAGCCUAAAUGCUCGCUCUGGAUGGUCGUACUCUGUAUCAUCGAAAACAAACUUGGACACGUCUAGGAAGAAGGAUGACGUGGUUCGAUUGACCACUACCAACACCGAGGUCUUCGUGCAGGUGGAACGUCAUGAGAUGAGACCUAUGGGUACCCAAAGAGUCUCCGAGUCGGAAGACUGGGAAGCGAAGCAGGGGAUAUG